AAAUGCAUUCGUGUAUAUACAUAAAAGAGAGUGCACCACCCGCGCGAUAAGCGUCGCGCAGUUCCAUUUUGUAUAUAAUGUAACGUCUAUGCGCACCUCCGCCGGCAUGAGAGAGGUUAAGUGUUGAAAAUUCAAGCGGUGCUCGCGUAAAGGUGCACCACGCCGCGAUAUUCGAAUUUCGAACGAGAAGAACGAGACACGUCCUACAGUAUACACGUCUGCACUAUCGAUCGACGAUUCGUAACCGAGAAUUUUUCCACCGUAUUCUCUUGUGUAAAAUCGUACGUGACUCUCUGUGUGUUCGAGCUGUUUUUGAGCUCGAGUCGUCGUCGCAGUUUACGAGUAAUUUUUUCAGCGUCGAGAAUUUUCAAAGACAAAUGCAAAGGUGACGCGCGCGGGUGUAUGCCGCACCAGUGAUCGGUAUUAUCAAGAUUUUAUAUCGUAUCGAUUGUGUGUACACUGUCAAGCUCGAGAUAUUUGAAUCUCCAUCCAGCAGAUGUCGUUCGAGCACAGCUGGAAGCGGGCUGGAAUCUCCUCGCGGGCGGUAAGACUCUCUCAUCUCUCCGAGGCGGCUGACUCCCAUUGUGCGCGGUGGUGUCUAUCGAAUUACCUCGUCCAGAACUGCGAGUAUAGCAUUAUACCUUUGGGGAUAAGAAGAAGAAAAAUAAGCAAGGAUGGAGCGAACCAAUGGACAAACGACCGCCUCGACCGAGUGCCUCGACAAAGACCCGGAGGACGUGAGAAUCGGCGGCGUGGAAGGUGGAGCGACUCACUCGACGCUGUUCGUCGUCGACGGCAGGGGCAAAAAAUUGGCCGAAGUCAGAGGUCCUCAUACGAAUCACUGGGCGUUGGGCAUGGAGGAGACGGCCAGCAGGAUCAACGAGAUGAUCGUUAAAUCCAAGAAAGAGCUGAAUAUCUCGGAGACGACGCCGUACGAUAUCGUUGGCUUGAACCUGAGCGGCUGCGAGGAGGAGAAGAGCAAUCGCAGACUGGCCGAGACCCUGCUCAGACUCUAUCCUACAGCCUCCAAGGACUACACCGUUGGCUCGGACACCCUGGGCAGCGUCAAGACCGGCGUCUCCCAGGGCGGCAUCGUCCUCAUCUCCGGCACGGGCAGCAACGCACUGCUGAUCAAUCCCGACGGCAAGACCUACGGCUGCGGCGGCUGGGGCUACAUGAUGGGCGACGAGGGCGGCGCCUACUGGCUGGCCUUCCGAGCCGUCAAGUACGUCUUCGACGACAUGGACGGCCUGUGCCAGGCGCCGAGGCCGACGAGCUACGUAUGGCCGGCGAUGAGGAGCUACUUCGACGUGCAGGACCAGCAGGGUAUGCUGCCCCAUUUGUACGCGAAUUUCAACAAGUGCAAGUUCGCCAUGUUCACCAAGGAGCUGGCGCUGGGCUGCGAGCGCGGCGAUCCGCUCUGUCUGCUGCUGUUCUACGAGGCCGGACUGAUGCUGGCCAAGCACGUCAACGCCAUCACCUGCAAAGCUCACAACGAUCUGAAGACGGAGAAGGGCGGCCUCAAGGUCAUCUGCGUGGGCUCGGUCUGGAAGUCCUGGGACUACCUCAAGCCGGGCUUCAUCGAGGAGCUGCACAAGAGCGGCAACGUGGCGGAGCUCACCCUGCUGCGCCUCACGACCUCGGCGGCCCUCGGCGCCUGCUACAUAGCCGCCGACAAGCUCAACUGCGCGACCCUGCACAAGACCUACAAGAGCAACACCGAGAAGUUUUAUCAUUACAAGCGCGACAUGCACAACGGGGGGCUUCAGCAGCAGCAACCCGUGGCUUUUAAAAUAUUGGCCACGAGCUCGUCGACGACGACGACGACGGCGGCGGCGUCGAGCUACGGCAAUAGCAUCGAGAUUAGAUAGGAUCGACGCGACGACAGUGGCGAUCGAUGUUGAAUUUUUAUUUUUCGUUUUUUUUUUUGUAAUUUUAUUUUAAUAAUUCGUUAGAUAAAUGUAUAUUUAUAAUUAUUAUUAUUGAUUAAUUAUUUGUUUCGAUGAAUCUUGUUCUCUGCGCGAGCGCAAUCUCUCUCCGAUCUAGCCCUUAGAAUUUGAUCAUGUACGGGUAAUAACGAUACAAUUGUAAAACUUAGUUCAGUGUCUUCAUUUAUAUAUGUACGCUAUUUUAUGUAGAAUCUAUGUAAGGUAUAAAAGUAAGUAUCUUUAUAAAAAGUGCCUUAAACGAAUCGAUGUGUAUAACGAUAUAAUUAUAAUAUGCACCGUAUAUUCAUAGUUGCAGAAAAAUAUGUUUACUCUUUUACUUUUCAAAGAGAUGACUAUAUUUUUAUACGUACUCUCUAAAAUUUAUCAAGCAUAUCGAAUUUUCAAGAACUUUGAAAAAAAAAUAUAUAUAUAGUACAUGUAUGUAAAAAUACUCUUAAUACUCUCUGUAGUAAAUUAAAAGAAAAAAAGGUAAUAAAUGUUGCUAUGAUUUUUUUUUUCUAAGAAAAAAAAAUAGUUUUGUUUCGCACGACGAGGAGAAAUAUAAACAACAACAACAACAAAAAAAAAACAAAAACCAAUCCGAUGAACUGUAAAGACGCGCGAUGGUGUUUAACCUUUUUCGAAAUUUUAAUUGUUAUAGUGCCGUAAUAUGUUUGGAAUUUUUGACUUAUUAAAAUCCGUCGUAGACUGGUCAGUGUCAUUGCUAGCCUUCGUGGUCAAGGCUGUCCUCUAUCUAAUUCUCUUUAUACUUUCUUUGUUGCUGCUCUCCGUGUCGAUGUCAGUGACGAUAGUUAUGAUACUGAUCUUCCUCGAGAUACUCAUGCCUCGCGACGACAGCGAGAGCUCGACCGGCAAUUGAUGGACGUACACAUUUUUUUAUAAAUACGCUUAAAGUAGACAUGAUACAUUUUUAUGAGCAAGGUAAAGACGUGAACAAAAACCACAUUGUUUUUAUGAAAAAGAAUAUAUUCUGAUUUUAUAACAUGUA
Messenger RNA from Trichogramma pretiosum, 2937 nucleotides. It is a transcript of the gene Nagk, whose product is annotated as N-acetyl-D-glucosamine kinase. Lineage: Eukaryota; Metazoa; Arthropoda; Insecta; Hymenoptera; Trichogrammatidae. Gene Ontology annotation, molecular function: N-acetylglucosamine kinase activity. The transcript has 6 exons. The record is from RefSeq and is a predicted model, not a curated record. Bases 675 to 1871 code for a protein of 398 amino acids.